CCCCAGCCCAGAUUCUGUCAAGCCGUGUGGGUGGGAACAACAGUGUUGUUUUAAUUAAAUGCUCCAGGUGAUUCUAGGUGCAGCCAGGGUUAAUUGGAGGGCUUCCCAUGAAUAGAAGACAUCUGAGUGUAGGCUUUGGCUCAAGGAGGAGUAACAUGGUCUCCUGUACGUGAAUCUGGAAGCUUCAGGUCCAUGCGUCACACUUUUCUUCUUUCUUUCUGCUCCAGCAGAAGUUGUGUGUGUCUGGUUGGGGAGGCGCCCUGAAAGCAGAGAAGGAAAAAUUCAAAGAUUGGUCUCCAAGGAGGAAUUCAUUGUUUCUGAAUAGCUCCUGACACAAAAGGCUAGGAAAUUUGGCCUUUUCUGCAUUUCCAAAUCCUACCUGCAGGCGAGCAGUUUACAGGUGAAGAGGCUCUGUUGGUGGCUUUAAAAGCAUUUUCUCCUGAUGCAGCUGUGAUUUCUCCUGGACUCUCUUCUGAGGAAGAACUCCAAAGGAGGAAGUGAAAGAAGAAAUGGCCAGUUCUCAGGGACUGCUGACAUUCAGGGAUGUGGCCAUCGAAUUCUCCCAGGAGGAGUGGGGAUGCCUGAACCACACUCAGCGGGAAUCGUACAGGGAUGUGAUGUUAGAGAACUAUGGAAACCUUCUCUUCUUGGGUCUCAUUGUGUCAAAGCCUGAUUUGGUCUCCUUUUUGGAGCAAAAGAAGGACCCUUGGGACGCGAAGAGAAAGAAGACAGUAGCCUUUCAUCCAGAUAGGUGGGAAUGAAUGAAGCAGAUGACAGAGUGGUUGUGAAUGUUCUAUCAUGCCUCGGGGCAGGUCCGUGCAGCCC
Messenger RNA from Leptonychotes weddellii (Weddell seal), 825 nucleotides. The record is from RefSeq and is a predicted model, not a curated record. Lineage: Eukaryota; Metazoa; Chordata; Mammalia; Carnivora; Phocidae.